This is a messenger RNA of Nematostella vectensis (starlet sea anemone), 1667 nucleotides long. RefSeq names its product serine/threonine/tyrosine-interacting protein A. NCBI's taxonomy places the organism in Eukaryota, Metazoa, Cnidaria, Anthozoa, Actiniaria, Edwardsiidae. Gene Ontology annotation, molecular function: protein tyrosine/serine/threonine phosphatase activity; F-box domain binding. The transcript has 12 exons. Bases 156 to 812 code for a protein of 218 amino acids. Gene Ontology annotation, biological process: protein dephosphorylation; regulation of ERK1 and ERK2 cascade; negative regulation of SCF-dependent proteasomal ubiquitin-dependent catabolic process. Gene Ontology annotation, cellular component: cytoplasm; nucleoplasm. The record is from RefSeq and is a predicted model, not a curated record.
CAGUAGCAUGCUCUAAUGUCUGAAACUUGUCAACACAAAAUGGCGGCAAACAGAAGAAAGAGUUUGUGUGCGAUGUGCUUUCUGUGAUAAUUUGACGGCUCCUAUGAGGUUCGGUGCAGAGUACAACCAUACUUAGAGACUCUUAGCUAAAGGGGAUGGCCAUGGAGAGUCCUAGCGCUUUUCCAGUCUGCAAAUUUCCAAAGAUUCCCAACGAAGACGACAUAGCGGACUGGACAUAUUCUAAAAGAAGAGAAAUGCAGGAGAUUGUCCCAGGAAUAUUCCUAGGUCCAUACUCAGCUGCUAUGAAGAGCAAGCUUGAACAUCUGAAAAGCCAAGGGAUAACACAUAUUGUCUGUAUUCGCCAAAAUAUCGAGGCAAACUUUGUCAAGCCCAACUUCCCUAAUGAUUUUCUCUACCUUGUGCUAGAUGUAGCUGACACAACAACAGAAAAUAUCAUUAGAUAUUUCCCCCAGGUAAAAGCUUUUGUAGAUGACUGUGUCUCCAAGGGUGGAAAAGUUCUGGUUCAUGGCAAUGCUGGAAUAUCCCGCAGUGCUGCCCUUAUGAUUGCCUAUAUCAUGGAGACCUAUGGACUUGCAUACAGGGAAGCAUUUCUAUUUGUGCAGCAGAGAAGAUUUUGUAUCAACCCAAAUGAGGGAUUUACCCAGCAGCUUAUGGAAUAUGAGCCUAUUUAUCUAGCUAACUACCAAGCAAAGCAACAAAUAGCUAAUAUGGAGAGCAUGGGAAGACCAAAUGGGGGAGUGAAGAGGUCUUACGAAGAUGACAUGGAGGAUGGAAAUUGGCAACCGUUAUGACAUCUACUUGCCACUCUUUAUGCAUCUAAGUUUGGUACAAGAUGCAUUCACAGCCGGCUGUAUUACAAGGCUCUUUAGUAUGGUGAAGUGGUGUGUCGUCAAACACUAAAAGAUUAAAUCAGUUGAUGGCCACGCCUGCAGGACUAUGUUGUCAAGGGAACAAUCACAAACAAUGUGUUUUCUUACAUUUUUAUUUUCUAAAUAAUAAAAUAUACCUGAUUACAGCCAAAAUGGUAGCUUUUAAGCAUCAAGUCAACAUGACUCCAGGGAUUCAUUAUUUAUAGUAAGGGUUUUUAGAUCAAAUGCUUUUAUACAAUGACUUGUGUAGCUACUGUACAUCCCUAACAAGUGCCAUUUACAAUGUGGGUAUAUGAUGCUGAGGCUAUGGGUUACUAAACUCAAUAACCUUGCAAAAGGGUCGGAUAAAAAGCGUCAGUUGUGGGACAAUUAUCUUUAUUUGAAACUAUAGAGUGAUAGUUUACAAAUACUGCACAGUUUCUUUUUCUGAAGUUUAUAGCCCCACUAAAGCCAAACCUGGUCAGAAUGCCAAGGGCUUGACAAAUGACAAAUAUUCUGUUUUACUGUAAGCCCUUUAGAUUCUUUAUUUUGAAGAGAUCUGUAGUUUGUGGAUUGUUAUUUAAGGCUACUUUCUAAUGACCACUCAGAUAGCAUCAAUAUAAAGUCAAAUAGUAUCAUAUAUUUUAAUAUAUUGCCAUGCUAAAAAUACAGUCUAUGUCGAAAACAUAUAUUCCAGGAAAUCUCGUUCUUUUCUUUUUUUUUUUCUUUUACUGGAAGUUGUAUAUGUUGUUUUCCAAAAUGCAAAAUAUUGGUAAUAAACAGAGCUUGAAACUUAAA